Galendromus occidentalis (western predatory mite) is the source of this 4701-nucleotide messenger RNA. It is a transcript of the gene Pi3K68D, whose product is annotated as phosphatidylinositol-4-phosphate 3-kinase catalytic subunit Pi3K68D. The transcript has 8 exons. Gene Ontology annotation, cellular component: plasma membrane; phosphatidylinositol 3-kinase complex; cytoplasm. The record is from RefSeq and is a predicted model, not a curated record. Gene Ontology annotation, molecular function: 1-phosphatidylinositol-4-phosphate 3-kinase activity; 1-phosphatidylinositol-3-kinase activity; phosphatidylinositol binding. Gene Ontology annotation, biological process: phosphatidylinositol 3-kinase/protein kinase B signal transduction; phosphatidylinositol-mediated signaling; cell migration. NCBI's taxonomy places the organism in Eukaryota, Metazoa, Arthropoda, Arachnida, Mesostigmata, Phytoseiidae. The coding region runs from base 1 to 4701 and encodes 1566 amino acids.
AUGCAAACACGCUGGAUUCGUGUGCCGUUACCGGCCCGCAUCGCCCGUCGACGCUCUGAGAAGCGCGCUUUUUCGACACUUCUGCCGAAGAGGGACAUUCGUGGCCGAGGGACACUUGACUCGAUCGCGCCCCCUCUCCCUCCGAAACAGAAUGCUCAGUAUCAGCACGGUUCACACACCUCGCACUCAGGUUCCGGGCCCAUGGCCCUGCUGGGAGCCGUCCCCCCGGCUCCCCUGGACCCCUUCGUUGCGAUCCAGAGAAGCGCCGCCGGCACCCCCCUCCCACCGUCGGUUCAGACGGAUCUUUCAGCUUACACCCAAACCUGGAAUUGUUCCACUGGCGUCUCCAUGCCAUCCACCGCUUCGAAAAAUAAUGGAUUCUUCAACGACCAUCGUCUCUCGGCAGUUACGCUCGCUCGUGUCACGGGAGCUCCGUCACAGAAAAAACGUUCCUCGGAUCUCAUAGACCUAGACCUGGACUCUCUGCGAGGGACCGGCAACGUGCUGGAUCUAUUUGAUCCGUUGAGAGCGAAUUGUACACCGCCACCUAAAGGACAGAACUUACCUCCACAAAGUGAGAGCAACGUUGACAGACCUCUACCGAAGGAACGGCCCGUGCCCGCGGAACGCGAAAGCCUCCGCAAGAAAGAAGUACCAUCUCCGCCCAUCGUAAUCGAUCCGGAACAAACGAGAACGCAGUCAAGCACCGAUAGCGCCGAUGAACGACGACGUUCGAGUGAGGCGUCGUCGCCAGGAUCGGUGUCGGAAGUCAUCGCGAAGUUUAGCGAAGAGCGUCUGAAGUUCCUUGAAGGUUUCCGAGUGGAAGAGCGCCAACGAUCCGCCAAUCCCGAUGUCGAAGUGUUUUGGAGCAAGUGCAAACAGCUGAGAUCCGAGUUCACUCACGAUGACCACCUCACAAAUGCGGGGCUUAUCGUCUCCCCGACGCUGGAUACUCGGUGGCAGGAACCGAUGAGUGUUCGAAUGGAGAUCUACACCCCGCUCUGUGAAAGCCCCUUCUGCUUCAACUGCGACGUAUCGACAACAAUUCAACAUGUCAUAUCGCAGGUGGUGUGCUCGGCGACCCUGGACGACACGAACAUGGAUAAUUACGUUCUCAAGGUCAAAGGUCGAGCUGAAUACCUCACGGCCGACUCGAUGGUGCGCGAAUACGAGUACUCCCAUUGGUGUGUGAAGUUCGACAAACCGAUCUGCCUGACGCUGGUGAAGAUCGAGGAUCUCCGUCGACCGUGGCAACGGGUGCUCAAAGAUGACGCCGAUUUCCUGGAUGUCAAGAGCUGCGAACUGUCGCCAUCCGACACCAACGUGAAAUUGCACGAUAUCAAAGUAUACAUGGAAACCUUCCGCAACGAAGCGCUUCGGCUGCUGCAACAGCAAUCGGGAACGGUUCGGACAAGCGGAGUGAGUCAGGCAGUGAAGGCCGUCUGCGCGCGGCUCUCUCGAGUCGAGACUCCUGAAAUUCUCCAAGCUAUCGAGGGUCUCGAAAGGUUGUGUGAAGGAGACGUCCCCGACAAGAUUGAAAUGGAACGAAGGCGCGAGGUCGUUUCCUACCAACUCAUCCAGAUCCAGAAGAGCCUCCAGCAGCUGCUGGAAAUCUAUUCCGAAACGUUCCCGGUCGACUUCGUGGUUGUCAGCGAUUCACCCCGACCGAGUCCCGCGAAACUGCCGAAGAAAGAGAUCACUCAUUUCGGAGACACUGUUCUCUUCCGAGUCGGGAGCGUUUGUCAACCGAAGGCCGAGUGGUUGGUUGAACACGAUCGCUUCGUGUUGAAGUGUGAACUCAUCUACGGCUGGAGAAUCAUUCAUCAGGUGGAAACUCAAAACGGUCGCGAGGCCUUGGGAAUUUUCAAGAAGAUCGACUUCGAUGACUUCUUGGAAUUGAGUAUACCGAUGCGCCUCCUUCCCAGAGAAUCUGCUAUUUACGUGACGUUGUAUGGAAUCAAUAGAGAAGACGCGAAUCAGCGGAUGCCGCUCGGCUGGUUCGCCCUCAAUUUGUUCUCGUCGAAGAGGGAACUUAUUCAAGGAACCAAAUUAUGUCCCUUCUGGGACCCUGAGGUGGACCAGAUGAGCGGUCCCACUUGCUGCAACGACUCUCCCGCAGCUCCGCUGCUGGGAAUGCAUUUCACGGAAUUCGACCACAUCGUAUUCUUCCCAAAAGUGUGUCACGAGAAAGCGCCGAAAGUAGAAGUCGAACUGAAUCAAGCCGAGGAACGACGUCUCCGAGAGAUGCUAGACUGCGAUCCCCUGUGCAGUAUUCCCGCCACGGAGGCGGACAAGAAAUUCUUCUGGGAUCGCCGUCUUUUCGUGCGAAAGAUACCACAUCUUCUACCGAAAGUUCUGCUUUCCCGCGACACAUGGUCUUGGAUUUACCUUAAGGACAUCUACGCUAUCCUCCGAGAAUGGGUUCCGUCGUCGUACAUCUCGGCGCUCACACUGCUCCUACCACAAUUUCCUGAUAGCGAAGUUCGUCGAGUCGCAGUCAGCUGGAUAAAGUACGUGGGCUCGGACGAGCUGUGUGAUCAUCUUCCGCAGCUGGUCCAGGCUCUUCGCUUCGAGGCCUGGGAGGAUUCGCCAGUCACCUGGUUCCUUCUUGAGAGGGCGCUCACGUCCACGAGAGUGGCUCACCAGAUGUACUGGUUGCUCAGGCAAAACGAAGCAAACGUUUUGAGCAAGCGCCGGGUCCGCAUGAUGAUGGCCGCCUUGCGAAUCAUAGCUGGUAGUGCAUUUAGCAAUCUAAUUAAGGCCCAGGACAGACUGUUGAGGGGUCUUCGAUGUUCGGCAGAUAUGCUGAAAAAAUCGCGGGAAAACGACAGGAUCAGCAGUCUGAUGAGCAGUAUACGGGUUGUCAACGAGGAACUCGAGGAGGAGGGCGGGACGCUCUGUCUACCCCUGAACCCCUGCCUCGAAGUCGCGGGCAUCGAUGUGAAGAACUGUUCCUACUUCACGUCGAACACCCUGCCCCUGAAAGUGUGCUUCCGCAAUAUGGACCCGACGUCAGAAGCGCAUGAGGUCAUCUUCAAAGUUGGCGACGAUCUCCGUCAGGACAUGCUUGUCCUGCAGAUGAUUCGGAUCAUGGACAAACUGUGGCUGAAAGAAGGUUUAGACCUGCGAAUCAUUACGUUCGAGUGCGUUGCCACGGGUAAAAACGAGGGCAUGGUCGAGGUGGUGUCAGAGGCGGAAACCCUGCGGAAGAUCCAAACCGAAUACGGUCUCACCGGAUCGUUCCGUGACAAACCCAUCGCCGAAUGGCUGAAAAAACACAACGGGAGCGAAGUCGAAUACCAACGGGCGGUCGAAAACUUCAGUCUCAGCUGUGCCGGCUACUGCGUUGCGACCUACGUUCUGGGCAUCUGUGAUCGACACAACGACAACAUCAUGCUGAGACCAUCCGGCCACAUGUUUCAUAUUGAUUUCGGGAAAUUCCUAGGGGAUUCGCAAAUGUUUGGAAGCAUCAAACGAGACCGGGUGCCGUUCGUGCUCACCAGCGACAUGGUGUACGUCAUCAACGGCGGUGAUAAACCCUCGAAAAACUUUCAGGUCUUCGUAGAGAGAUGCUGCGAAGCGUUCAACGUCCUCCGAGCGAGCAGCAACGUGCUGAUAACGCUGUUCGGACUGAUGGUCUCGUCAGGCAUCCCCGGCCUGAACGAGGAUGCGGUGCAGUUUGUUCAAAAAGCUUUGAUGUUAGGGAAAACCCAGGCCGAGGCCUCGGUGGCCUUCACCCAGCUAGUCAGGGACGCAUCGAGCUCCAUGUCGACGCAGAUGAACUUCUUCAUUCACAACGUGGCGCAAAUGCGUUUCACGGGCGAUCACAACGACACGCCGACGCUGAACUUCGCCCCGAAAGUUCAUUCGAAAAAGACCGACGGCCGACUGUUGUACUACAAGAUAAUCGGCUCGCAGAAGAAGCAUAUUCCCGAGAAACAUUACGUCUUCGUAAUUCUGUUGAGACGUGAGAAGGACCUGGUCGACAAUCGAGUGUAUCGGACGCACGACGAAUUCAUGGAAUUGCACAACAAACUCAGCAGGAUGUUCCCGAAUGCACCGUUCCCACCACUGACCAAGGGAUCUCUGAUCGGACGGAGCAACACGGCGGACGUUGCGGAGAAACGCAAAGCAGAAUUGGUCAACUUUCUACGAGAGUUGCAAAACAUGGCAGAAGAGAUUGCGCAUUGCGAUCUCGUCUACACCUUCUUCCACCCACUCUACCGGGAUCAGGAGACCCUGGAGGAAGAGCAUCGGAUCCACAACGAUCUGCACAUAGCGGGUCCGAGCGGCCUCUACGACAAAGGCAACGCAGGUCGGAUAAAACUCGAUUUGACAUUCGCCAAUCAGCGAUUGUCGAUUAUGGUGAUGCACGCUGAGAACUUGCGGUGCGAUCGCAAGCCGGCUCCCGACGCCUACGUUAAGACCUAUCUGAUGCCCGAUCCGGAGAAACAGACCAAAAAGAAAACGAGGGUCGUCAACCGAAACAAGCAUCCAACCUUCAUGGCUCUCCUGUCAUAUCACUAUCCUUACGAGACGUUGCGAACUCGAUUCCUGGAAGUGUCCGUCUGGGAUCAUGACAGAGUACAGGGCAAUGAGAUGAUCGGCAGUGUUUAUAUUUUUCUGGACAAACUCGAUCUAAGUAAACCACAUAUCGAUUGGUUCACGCUAUCGGUGGCAGGCAGAGGCUUUUCGAGCUGA